UCCCACCUCACCCUCACCACCCUCCACGACGUGCAGCACCCAGGCGCGGCGCGGGGACGAACACCCUCCCUACAUGGACUUUUACCCCUCCCCUCAUAGGGUCGCCGGGUCCGCCGUCUCCCCCUCCGCCAGCGCCGCCCGCGAGCCCAAGCUCCAGCUCCCCACCACCACCGACCCGCCGGGGCCCCAGAACCCCCCCAAACCUCUCGUAUGGCUCAUCUUCGGCGCCACCGGCCACAUGGGCCGCUCCCUGGUCAAGACCGCCUUGUCGCGCGAUGAUCUCGUCGCCGCCGUCGGCCGCACCUUCGAAAACAGCCCCGAAGCCAUGCGCAAGCUCGAGACCGACCACGAGAACUGCCUGGGUCUCCUGUGUGACGUGCGCGCCCGCGAGACCGUCAAACGCGUCAUCGACCGCACCAUCGAACGCUUCGGCCGCAUCGACAUCAUUGCCAAUUGCUCCGGGUACGGAGUCAUCGGCGCCUGCGAAGACCAAGACGAAUACGACAUCCGGGACCAGUUCGAGACCAAUUUCACCGGCACCCUGAACAUGAUCCAGCUCUCCCUGCCCCAUUUCCGGGAGCGGCGGUCCGGCCGAUACCUCAUCUUCAGCUCGACCUCGGGGGCGCUGGGCGUGCCGGGGCUGGGUCCGUAUUGUGCGUCCAAAUACGCAGUGGAGGGCUUGAUGGAGAGUAUGUUGUACGAGGUGGACAGCUUCAACAUCAAAACCACGUUGGUGGAGCCGGGCCACAUGCGACGCGACGACAUCGGCGAUCUCGUGCCGGAUUCGGCCUUUCUGAAUCCCGAACAUAACCUGGCGUCGCCCUUGCCCCUGUACGGGCAUUUCCUGGUCAAGCCGCCCAGUGAGCCGUAUAAUACGCCCACGGCGCCGGCGGCGCAUGCGAAGCGCAUGCUGAUGUGGCUGGGAGAUAAGCAGCCGGCCAGUGCGGUCAAGGCGGCGCAUCUGGUCUGGCAGCUUGGGCAUUGUUCGUAUCCGCCGCUGAGGCUGAUCCUGGGGACCUAUGCGGUCGAGAGCAUCCGGGACCGGUUGAAGUGCAUUAUCGAGGAGAUUGAGGACUGGAAGUAUCUGAGUUUUCCGACGGGGGAGCAGCAGGGGCCGUCGCCGAGGGACAAGGGACCUGCGACCGGGGUGCGAGAGGGCGAUGACAUGGAUGUGAAGUAAGGGCAUGGGCGUGUCUUACUGCUUUUUGAGGAGCAACAUGUUUUGGGGCCAUCCAGCCAGCCCCGCGCUCGCAGGAUGGUAGCGACUGCAAACUCUCAAGCGUUGUUGCUGGGGUACAGCGUACAGGACGGAGUAUCUGCAGCUAUGAAACGGCUGCGCUGACGCUGGUCUGGCGGUCACCGGCCGGACUCGCCUUCCAAACCAUCUCCCCUCGCGCCAGGCGAGACCGCGUGCGACCGCGAGGCUGGGAGCAGCGCCACAACGCCCCCGAAGACCACAUCCGUAGAUCGUAGAUCCCCGAGCGGAAUCGAUGGCAGCGGUGGAGAUGAGGAGACGGGAAAAGCAGCGAGUCGAUCGAGUCGCAGUAGCCACAGGCUCGGCGGCCAUUCUACGACCCAUAUUUAUACUACAUACUACAUUCAGAGUUCUAGUUAAUGAAAAUGCAACCGC
Messenger RNA from Aspergillus ibericus CBS 121593, 1630 nucleotides. RefSeq names its product SDR family oxidoreductase. The transcript has a single exon. The record is from RefSeq and is a predicted model, not a curated record. Lineage: Eukaryota; Fungi; Ascomycota; Eurotiomycetes; Eurotiales; Aspergillaceae. The coding region runs from base 74 to 1180 and encodes 368 amino acids.